Messenger RNA from Salvia miltiorrhiza (redroot sage), 1167 nucleotides. RefSeq lists its product as uncharacterized. The record is from RefSeq and is a predicted model, not a curated record. Lineage: Eukaryota; Viridiplantae; Streptophyta; Magnoliopsida; Lamiales; Lamiaceae. Bases 284 to 772 code for a protein of 162 amino acids. The transcript is spliced from 2 exons.
UAUAUUUGCACGAGAUGAAUAGUGGAGGCUGGUUGGUGAUGAUAUUGAGGGCGUUUUUCUCAAUUUUGCUUCCUCAAUAAAUUCAGCUACAAAUAACAAUCAUAAAAUUCCUGAUUUUCAGCGCAUUUUUUCACUCUUCUCCGUCGCGCUUAUUGGCGUCGUCGAUUCAUCUUCAACAUCCCUAAAUCUCCCCAAAUUGUGGCUGUCUGCAAUUUCAAUUUCAAGCCCUAAAUAAGUUCUAUUGCAGAAUUUUGGGUUGUAUAUAUGUAUUUGAGUGGAGAUUAUGAGGUUGUUUAAGAGACUCGCGGGGUUGCUAGGGUUAGGGAAAGACGAAGACCAGCAGCACCGCGACGGGGACACUGCUGCUGAGACAACCGCUCCGCCUCCCUUCUCUGUUCCAUCCGCAGCGGCAGCUACUGCUUCAGCUCAGCAUCUCCCACGCAGAGGCUUCAGUGUUCCUGUUCAGGUCCCCGUCGAGCGGGGCCCACCUGCUCCUCUUCUCGUAUUUUGCCCCUCCGGAGAUGGUGGAGUUCAGGGCUUGAGGUGGUAUGCGAGGCGCCUUAGAAUGGAUGAAGAUGGAGAUGUUGCUGAUGAGUUCCUUGAUGAAGUGUCAGCAGAUACGUCAAGAAGUGGGGAAGCACAUGAGAGACCAGCCCCAAGGUUUGAAGUGAAGAACAGCACGAAACCUGCCAGAGUGAGGAAUUUGGCAUUGCUACCUAACGGUAAAAUUCAACAUCAGGUGGAGCACCAAGGCAAGCUGGAGUGGUUGUAACUGACCUCUGAGAAGGCAUCAGUUACGUUACGAGAUUGGUUUUCCAUCUUAUUUAUGCUGGUCCAAGUUGUCUUAACACUGACUGUACCAUGAUUCCUUUAGAGGAGAUAAAGGGACUGCUGUGUGUCGACAUUCUUCUUCAAUAUUGUCGUUCUCAUUACAAUUCAUCGAUUGGGGAAUGUGCAAGAGACAAUGGUCCACUGCAAUGCAACUGUUUAUCAUCACAAGUUCUUUUGCACAACGCCAAAUUGUAACCUUAAAACCUUGGAAUUAUUAUUGUAUACAGGUUAUUGAGAGUUGAGGUCAUGUUAUGCGACCUCUCGACUCAUUUCUUUUGUCUUGUGUUUGUAAUACUGAAUAUUCUGGUGUUUAUGGUGAUUAAAGAUUGCAUGCAA